Molecule: messenger RNA, 3897 nt
Organism: Gymnodraco acuticeps
Lineage: Eukaryota; Metazoa; Chordata; Actinopteri; Perciformes; Bathydraconidae
Product: vacuole membrane protein 1-like
Exons: 11
Coding region: 124-1422 (432 amino acids)
Source: RefSeq, a predicted model, not a curated record
UGUGCUGUGGUGUGUGAGUCUAUAUUUGUUUUGGGCCCGCAGCCGUAUCUAAUUUAUGGAGUGUGUAAUUCUGUGCUGAAGGCCCGUUUCUUCUCUCAGCAGGACUCCUUCCAGGUGAAUGAGAUGGCAGAGUGUGGGAUCCAAGGUGAACAACCUCAGAGGCGUCUUGCUGUGAAGGAAAACGGAGAGCUGACAGACUCGCAGCUGUCUGUGGAUGAGAGGAAACAGAGGGACAGGGAGGAGAGGGAAUCUCUGGUGUUAUGGAGGAAUCCUCUGCUCACACUACACUACUUCACUCUGGAACUGCUUAUCACCAUUGAAGAGUGGCUGAAGAGGCUCUGGGAGCAAAGACAGACUCUGUUUGGACUGCUGAUACUGCUUAUCCUCCUCCUCAUUGCAUACAGUGUUGAAGGAACACACCAGAAGUAUGUGCUCUACAUGGAGAAGAAGACGCUGUGGUGCGCCUACUGGGUCGGCCUGGGCAUCCUCUCCUCGGUUGGUCUUGGCACCGGCCUUCACACCUUCCUUCUCUACCUGGGACCACACAUAGCAUCAGUGACUUUGGCAGCCUAUGAAUGUGGCUCGGUGGAUUUCCCCGAACCGCCCUAUCCAGACCAAAUCAUCUGUCCCCAGCAGAGUGCACCGGCAGCAGGGUCUGAUGCUGCUGAGCAGGUGGGCGUGGAGGCUGCGGGGGAGGGAGGGUUGGUGGAGACAGCUGCCAUCCAGGGAAGCAUCUCUCUCUGGACCAUCCUCUCUAAAGUGCGCCUGGAAGCUUGUAUGUGGGGUGCAGGUACAGCUAUAGGAGAGCUCCCCCCCUACUUCAUGGCCCGAGCUGCGAGGCUGUCCGGCGCCGACCCCGACGACGAGGACUACCAGAGGAUCGAGGAGAUUCUGGACCAGACGCAGCCUGCACAGGACUUUGCCAGCCGAGCAAAAGUAGCCAUUCAGAAACUCAUCCAGAGGGUCGGAUUCUUUGGGAUUUUAGUCUGUGCUUCUAUUCCAAAUCCGUUGUUUGACCUGGCAGGAAUAACGUGCGGGCAUUUUUUGGUUCCCUUUUGGACUUUUUUUGGUGCGACACUCAUCGGGAAAGCAGUCAUCAAAAUGCACAUUCAGAAACUGUUCGUGAUCCUCACCUUCAGCAGGCACAUAGUGGAGCAGAUGGUCUCCCUCAUCGGAGCGUUUCCACUGCUGGGUGCGGCACUGCAGAAGCCCUUCAGGGAGUACUUGGAGACCCAGAAGGCCAAGCUGCACCAUCACGCCGGAGAGGGGAUCCCGACUGAGGAGAGCUGGCUGCCGUGGCUCUUCGAGAAGGUUGUGGUCAUCAUGGUAUGCUUCUUUGUCUGCUCCAUUGUCAACUCCAUGGCCCAGAGCUACAGCCAGCGCAGGCAGCCGGGGAAACACUCGGAGGGCAAGACGGAGUGAAGGCCAGAUAGCCAUCACUGCCAAGCAUCAACUUCAGAAGCUCUCCCCAAACCCCCCGACUCAUUUCAGCUGACAAGCCACCAUUAUCUGAGGCGCUGCAUCUAGUUCCUGUGGUGUUGCUGUAGCAACAUGUUGAUCUUGGACUUGUUUUUCCAGGCUUUGCUUUUGGUAGUGUUUCAGCAGUUGUAAGGUAGGUUUUCUUGUCGUGAGUAGUUCAUGUCGGCACUUUGAGCACGUGAGAAGUAGGCAGUCAUUUCCCAGUGAGGCCUUAAGCUGCACUAGAAGAACAUUAUUUGUCCAUGGAGUCUCUUUAAUUCCUAUUUUUUGAGUAAGCUUUCUUUUGUUGCGCCGUGAAUGUUCUGUAAAUUCAGCGCUACUUUUUUCGUUCAAUAAGAUAAUGAUGUGUUAUCUGAUUAUUAGGAAGAGUACUGUAGAGUUGUUAUGCAGUAUUAUCCGUGGUAAGAUAAGACUUUAUGAUGGUGUCGUAUUUUAGAGCUCUAAGUCACUGUAUUGUAGAGAUGUUAACCAAUGUUUCACGGUUCUUUGGAGGACCACCUCUUCUAUUGUCCGCGCAGUAAAGCCCACCAAGGUACUUUUGGACGAGGAAUGAUAAAUCGGCCCUGAAUCCCCCUGCUGGUCUCUUUGUCUGCCGUUAUUGUUCUGCUUCCAGGAAGAGAGCACAUGAGUCAGCCCGGGGCCACUUCACCAGAUGCAUUCAUAUAUUGAAUCAGAUCUGCCACUAUGUGCGCGUGCCUGUGUGUGAGACGGGGAGCCGAGGGGGGGGGGGAGAGAGAGAGAUAGGCGUUUGCGUGGCUGCCACAUUUGUUGCUCUCCCUUUUAUCUUUUAUGGAUUAAAGCAGAUUGCGCUCCACUAAUAGACUGUGUCUGCCUGGAAGUCUUCCUAUAGCAGAUAGCGGCUGCUCCUUUAACUUAGAGACAGUGUGUGUCAGGGUGAGUGUUUUUCUUUGUCUCCAGCGUUCCUUUAAAUCCUUUUUACCUCGAUGUGGACAGCGAGCUCAUGUUUGACAACUCAAGAGCAUCUCAAUAGCAUUUUUAUAUUUUUUUGCUUGUCGGAUAAUACAGCUGGCUCUCCCAUUUAUUCACCUCCUUCUUUUUUUUUUGUAAUUGCCGGAGAAAUGUGCUUUUCACUCCUCCGUCUCUGUGCCGCUGCUGUGCUACGCUGGACUGAGCACAGUGGGCGCUAGAGCAAGCAGGAGGGAGAGGAAGAAAAAAAAACCUCAAGCGCACAGUGAAAAGCGUCUGUGCCGUUACCUCAGCUGAACCUUCGAAUGAACUCGUUGCACCGCUCCAGUCACAGCGCCAGGAGACGAAUCACUUGCGUAGAUUCAAAACAGAGGGGCACUGUUGAGCAGGCUGAACCCUGCGCUCUGCACCAGCUCCACUCACAUCUCCUCUUUUCUCCUGUUAUGGUAAGUCGGAUCAGGAUUUAUUUUUUUCAUUGUGGUUUCUGUACAUGCGUCCGUCUCAGUCACGCUCCCGGCCUGUCAGAUAGCUUAUCAGACUGGUGUUGGCUGUUAACGUUGCAAGGCGACAACAGUCUGUAGGCUGUCUGACAUUUCGGGCUCUUUCAUCUGACCAGCAUCCUGUUUUUGUCCUCCUUCUGUUAUUGUCAUUUAUCAGUUAGCAUCAGUUCCCAUUUAGAGGUGUGCGCUGCAAUGUCGCUUCCCUUUUUUUAUCCCAACCGCUUGGGUCUAGUGUUUAUUUCCUCCAUGCUGACGUCCGUGAGGGUUUUUAUGUGGGGAACUGUGUUUUGGCAUGUUUGCAAAUGCAGAUGUAGUGAUGUCAAUGGUGUACUUCUCUACAUAUACGUGUGUGUGUGUUGGCUCUGUCCUCUUGAAUUUCCAGAGAAUCCAGACAGUACACACCUUAUUGCAACACAUCACAUUGUGACACCCAGCUCUAGGUAUGGUACACGCAGUGCCCUCCCCUUCCCUUUUACACUUCCCUCUUCUCUCUAACUGAGAACUUUCUUCUGUUGCUCAACACACACACUUUUUUUUUUAGGAGGCUGCUGUUUUAUUGGAACAACUCCUUUGAGCCUCUUUUUCUAAGGGCCACAAAUUGGUAAUUACACGAAGCUGAAAAUGUUUGCUUGACCAGCGGACACUUUUGCAGCAAAGCCUCAGUUUUCUUUUCUUUUUUUUUCUAGAACAAAGCAAAAUCACUUUUUCCUGGUCAUAAAAACUAAAUCAUUUGAUAAGGCUGGAACGGCUUCUGGCUCGAAGAGUGUUUUUCUUGGCAGUUUCAGAAUGUCCUGUUCCAUAAGGGAGCCCCCCUUUUUGGCUUGCCUUUCUGAAUGUGUUUGUGCAUUUGUCUAGAUAUUCUGUUUAUAUCUCCGUGUGUGUGCCUCUCUUUCCGAACUAAUUCAUCGCUGUAACUGAGUUAUUUAAAAGGUUUGUAUGUAAUGUUUCUUUCAUGUGCUUUCAAUAUAAAUAAAGUCUGAUGAAAAGAGAA